Molecule: messenger RNA, 1511 nt
Organism: Armigeres subalbatus
Lineage: Eukaryota; Metazoa; Arthropoda; Insecta; Diptera; Culicidae
Product: venom serine protease-like
Exons: 6
Coding region: 283-1467 (394 amino acids)
Biological process (GO): proteolysis
Molecular function (GO): serine-type endopeptidase activity
Source: RefSeq, a predicted model, not a curated record
UCUAGUAUGGACUGCAAAUCUAACAGUCUGUGAGUUUAACGCCCGGAGGAGAGUUAUUAAAUUUGUGAAACGAAAAUAAAUUGAUGCUCAAAAAGUUUUUGCAGAAAAUAUUCCACGACCAUUAGAAAACGGUGACAACUGUAGUCAAAUUUCCUCCAGCCUGUAGGAGCUGUUUGUGCUGGAGUGGCAUCAUUUCCCCAAUCUGGUCUCGAAGGCACUAUUUGUGUCGAUUUGUUGGUGUGAUUUGACAAACGAAGCGCCCCUGUGCAGGAGGGAGUGAAAAUGAAAUUAGGCUUGUGUUUGGCCAGCAUGGUUUUCCUUGCGACCCUCGAUCAAUCCGCAUUGGCACAAUCGGCCGCCUGUGGUUACUAUACGCAAAUUGAUUCUGGCCAAACCUUCGCCAUUUACUCGCCAAACUACGGAGGGCUUUAUCCGGCGAACACCGACUGCCAAUGGGUGCUAACGACAACACCUGGCUCCAGGAUAGCGCUAUCCUGCUCGGAUGUUUACAUACCACAGAGCCCGUCUUGCUACUACGAUAAGCUGGUGAUUUCCACCGGUGGUAGAAUGGAUCUGGCCGAUGCCAAAGCAUAUUGCGGAACGGGAACGGUUGCGGCCGAGUCGACCGGCAGCUCGAUGGUGGUGGCACUGCAGGUGCCAUCCACAACCUAUGGGGGGCGGGUGUACUGCACUGCUUCGAAGAUCAGUUGCCAAUGCGGUAUGCGGCGGAAGAAAAAGAUAGUCGGUGGCACUGAAACGCUCAUCAACGAGUUUCCGAUGAUGGCCGCUAUGGUGGAUGUGGCGAGUGGAGACGGGAUUUUCUGUGGUGCAACCAUAAUAACAAACUACCAUGCAUUAACCGCCGCUCAUUGCCCAAGUGGACACAGCAUUUCCAAUCUGGCACUACUUGUUGGUGAUCAUAACAUAUCCACUGGAGUGGACUCCAGCUAUGCAGCCCUGUACAAGGUAGCCUCGAUUAAAAUUCACGAAUCGUACAGCAAAGUCACGAAUCUGAACGACAUAGCUUUGAUCAAAACCAACAAGGAAAUCGUCUUUUCAAUUGGUGUAAGCCCCGUGUGCCUUCCAUUCAAAUACUAUGGAGCGUCUUUUGUGGGCAACGAAAUGGAAGCCGCUGGAUGGGGUUCCACAGAUUUCGGGGAUCCUAAAUCGAACGUUCUGCUAAAAGUUGCAUUACCUGUGAUCGAUCCUAGUCAGUGUACCCAGACGUAUCCUAACUUUGCUGUGACACAACUGUGCACCUUUGCUACAGGGAAGGACACAUGCCAGAGUGACUCAGGUGGACCCCUGUUCUACACGGAUUACUACAACGGGCUGCUUUAUUUGGUAGGCAUCACCAGCUACGGAAUGGCAUGUGCUACCAAUGACCCGAGUGUCAGCACCAGGGUCACGGAGUAUCUCGACUGGAUAAUGCAAAACACCGCUGAGUGGAAUUAUUGUUAUCAAUAAACAUGUUUACACAACUGCAUAAUAUUCAAGCUAUGGGUAUUCCG